AUGGGCGAAGCAGUGAUUGAGGGAUCCAACUGGCGCCUCGUCGAGGUCGGCCGCGUCGUCGUCAUCAACGGCGACCACCCCUUUGCUGGUGGUCUGGCUACCAUCGUGGAGAUUAUCGACCACAAGCGAGUCCUCGUCGAUGGCCCCUCCGCAGACCCCCAGCUGGCCGUUCCCCGGCAAUCCGUUCCCCUGGCCAAGUGCCUCCUCUCCCAGUUCGUCGUCGAGGGACUGCUCCGCGGCUCGCGGAACGGCACCGUCAAGAAGCUUUGGGAAAAGUCCGAGAUCGACACCAAGUGGAAGCAGAGCAACUGGGCCAAGAAGCGGGAUCAAAUCAAGCGACGGAAGAACCUGACGGACUUUGACCGCUUCAAGGUCAUGCGACUCAAGAAGCAGCGACGGUUCGAGGAGCGCAAGGCCCUGGCCAAGAUCAAGGCCUCGGCAUAA
Messenger RNA from Hirsutella rhossiliensis, 444 nucleotides. RefSeq names its product ribosomal protein l14 domain-containing protein. NCBI's taxonomy places the organism in Eukaryota, Fungi, Ascomycota, Sordariomycetes, Hypocreales, Ophiocordycipitaceae. The record is from RefSeq and is a predicted model, not a curated record. Bases 1 to 444 code for a protein of 147 amino acids. The transcript is spliced from 2 exons. Gene Ontology annotation, cellular component: ribosome; cytosolic large ribosomal subunit. Gene Ontology annotation, biological process: ribosomal large subunit biogenesis; translation. Gene Ontology annotation, molecular function: RNA binding; structural constituent of ribosome.